AUGUUGCUCAAAGUGGACAAUGGUUUUGAGAAUUUACAUGUCUCUGAAAAGCAGCCAAUUGAUUUCUUCGAUCGUAACGGUCUAGCAAAUUCUGUAACUAAUCAAACUCAAAGGAUUUAUUGUGAAUUUCAGAUUCAAGAUAUAUGCGAAUGUCUUGUUUUGACGAAUGAAAAGUUGAGAAAAGUGAUGGACGAGCUGUUAAAGAGUAUGGAGAAAGGUCUUCGCAAAGAAACUGGCAUGUUAUUCGUUGAUUAUAAUAGUAUGAUUAUAGCGUCGACAGCAGCGAUUAAAAUGCUACCAUCCUAUGUGCGUGCAGUGCCGAAUGGUACGGAGCAUGGUGAUUUUCUGGCGCUUGACUUGGGUGGAACCAACUUUCGCGUGCUGCUCAUCAAACUUAGUGGUCAUAAAGCAGAUAUGUCUGGAAAAAUCUUCCGAGUACCUGACCACAUUAUGAAGGGAACUGGCACUGCGUUAUUCGAUCAUAUUGCGGAAUGUUUGGCAAGGUUCAUGGAGGAGAACGGUCUCAUCCACGCUGAGAAGUUACCACUCGGUUUCACAUUUUCAUUUCCAUGCAAACAGGAAGGUCUUACUUGUGCAAAGCUAAUCAAUUGGACGAAAGGUUUCAAGGCGAGUGGUGUCGAAGACAAGGACGUUGUUACGAUGCUUCGUGAGGCUUGUCAACGACGCAAAGAUAUUGACAUUGACGUUGUGGCAGUGUUGAAUGAUACUGUUGGCACCCUAAUGGCUUGUGCGUUCAAAGAGAAUUCAUGUCAAGUUGGUGUGAUCGUUGGAACUGGCACUAAUGCUUGCUAUAUGGAGCAGAUCAGCAAGUGCCCCAAGCUAGAUGAUGAGCAUUUGGAAAGUGACGGAUUUCCAGCUGAGAUGAUCAUCAAUACCGAGUGGGGUGCGUUCGGUGACGAUGGUGUUUUGGAGUUUGUUAGAACUCGGUUUGAUCAGGAGGUUGACUCGAACUCAAUUAAUCCUGGCAAACAACUCUUCGAAAAGAUGAUAUCUGGCAUGUAUAUGGGCGAAUUGGUGCGUGUGGUGCUGGAAUAUUUGGCGCGUAAUAACUUGCUUUUUGAUGGCCAUUAUGAUGCAAUUUCGCAACGUCAUUCGUUCCCAACUAAAUACGUCUCUGAAAUUGAAAGUGAUCUUCAAGAGGAUGAGGAUCGUUCAUUCCAGAAAACGAUGCAAAUUCUUGAAGAUAUUGGCAUUGAACAAGUAUCAAUCGCUGACUGUAUCAAUGUUGCUUAUGUAUGCUCACUUGUCAGCACAAGAGCAGCAUAUUUGUGUGCAGCUGGUAUUGCGACGUUAUUGAAUCGAAUGAAGAAACCGCAUGUGACUGUUGGCGUUGAUGGGUCAGUUUAUCGGUUUCAUCCAACAUUCCCGAAAUUACUCGAUGAGAAGAUCGAUACGUUGCUGGAUGACAGUCUUGAAUUUCAAUUGAUGCUUUCCGAAGACGGAAGCGGUCGAGGUGCUGCACUCGUGGCUGCAGUAGCGUCUCGUAUGAAUCGUGAACGUGCUGCUUUAACAGCAGCAGCACAUCGGAAAAACUGA
Anisakis simplex (herring worm) is the source of this 1557-nucleotide messenger RNA. The record is from the annotation of a GenBank genome assembly. NCBI's taxonomy places the organism in Eukaryota, Metazoa, Nematoda, Chromadorea, Rhabditida, Anisakidae.